Maniola jurtina (meadow brown) is the source of this 1961-nucleotide messenger RNA. RefSeq names its product clusterin-associated protein 1 (gene Cluap1). Gene Ontology annotation, cellular component: centrosome; intraciliary transport particle B; cilium. The record is from RefSeq and is a predicted model, not a curated record. NCBI's taxonomy places the organism in Eukaryota, Metazoa, Arthropoda, Insecta, Lepidoptera, Nymphalidae. The transcript has 11 exons. Gene Ontology annotation, biological process: cilium assembly. Bases 97 to 1431 code for a protein of 444 amino acids.
AAAUACAAGAAUAAUUUUCUUUGAGAAAAUAGCUCAUUGUUCAUUCACUGUGUAUUAUUGAAUAAAAUUAUAAUAUUUUAACUAACAGUACCAAAUAUGUCGUACAGGGACCUAAGAAAUUUCAGCGAAGCCAUGCGUGCCCUCGGCUUUCCCCAGCAAAUAUCCCUGGAAAGCUUCCGCAACCCUAACUGGGAGCUGGUGGAAACUUGCCUGCGCUGGUUGGCGGCCAGGAUCGAGCCUGAUGCUGUACUGGCUGGCGGGAAGGAUACAGUGGAACAACGGGUUGCUAUGGUCACGCAUGCUACUGAACUGUUUCAUUCCAGGGCAAAUCUCAAGCUCAACGGCAAGAAGAUCUACGGCGCGGAUGGAUGGGCGGUACGAGAGCUGCUCAAAGUGGCCAGCCUGCUUCGCUCCGCGUUGGAGACGCCAAGCCAGGACGACCAGCUCGCUGACUCCAACCCUUUGGUUUACGACGUCAGCAACCGCGUUAGCGAAAUCAAACAAGCACGAGCAUUGGCAACUGAUAUCACAGCGCAAGGGGCGUUCUUGUACGAUCUUCUGGCCAAAGAACCGGAGAAUAAGGAGCACCGGGACAAGGCUCUAUCUCGUCCUUUGGACAUGUCGUCUCUGGAGUCAGCGCUGUCCCGUGCCGUGGAGACCCUCUCAGCGCGAGUGAGUGCGGUGCGGGAACAGAUCGACAACGUGGCCUCGAGUGAGGCGGCGCUCGACGCUAAGCUGGAGCGACGCCGAGCGGAGCUGCAGCGAGCGGAGAAGCGACUGCACACUGUGCAGAAGAUCAAGCCAGCGUAUCAGAGCGAGCUGAACUCCCUAGAGAGUGAGAUCGAGGAGCUGUGGGAGCAGUACGUGCUGCGGUACCGCUGCGUGGAGGCGCUCAAGCACCAGCUGAGUUUGCUCGAGACUGCUCAGGCUGAGGCCGCAGAAGAGCAACAAGCAGCCAUCAUGCAGCUAAUACACAAAUACGAAGCCGAGGAUGUGCUGGGGAAACUAAGCGAUUCUGAUGAAGCGAACUCGAGUGAGGAGGAAAAAGAAUCCGUGAAACAGCCGAGACCGGCAACGAGGCCCAAGACCAGACUUCGCAUUAAAACUGCUGGCGCGGGGCCGGACGCGCGGCGCGCUUUCGGCGCGAUGCAGGCGCGCGACGACUCGCGAGACCUCGACGACAGCUCCGACACCGAUCUCUCCGACACUCAACUCUACGGCGGCGGCGACGGCGGCGGGCGCUGGUCGCGGCCGCGGCCGGCCACACGCACGCUGGCGGCCGCUGACGACUACGCCGACCUCAUGCAUGCUGCAAAGGCAGAGGGCGAAGAGGGUUCUGAAGGAUCCUUGGGCAGUUCCUCCGAGAGUGAGCUGCGCCUCACUAGCGCUCAUCCCGGACGGACCUCCGCACUCAGCGACAACGAAUUUUAGAUACGAAGAGGAAAAAAGGGCGGGAAAUUUCGUACUUGGCGGACUUUUCCUAACUUAUAAAUAACUACAUACCUGGCAUUUGGUAAUCUGUGUAAAGCCAGAAGAAAAAAAAGAUACUAAGAGCAAUUACGCACCCAUCCGAUCCGAAUCCGUGAAAAUAAGGAUAUUAAAAACUCGGACCGAAUUCGGAUAUUGCUUACGCACUAAACCGAUCUCUGAUCCAAAUCCAAUCCAUGCUAUUGAGUAGACAUGUUUGACAUAAUAUCUUUAUCUACCUCAUUUAUGGUCUAUUUGAAUCCGAGGCACAACCGAGAUAUUCUCAUGGAUGACGGAAGUUGGAUCUAGUACGUAAGCUACCAUACAAAUAGUUCUAUGACUCCUUCGGAACUAUUUUCGUGGACUUGGAUCGGAUGAGUGCGCAACCGCCCUUACUGAUGAUUCAGAGGAUUAUUAUACUGGAUGUAGACCAUUCCUAAUGUAAGGACUAAUGAUUGACCGGCUUACUAAUAAAAACUUGAGUAAUACUUACA